GCACGCGGCAUUUUAUACUAGUGAAUAACACAGUAAUUUAGGGACAUACUAAUUUCAAAAAAUAAAAGACUGAGAUGCUAGUAGGUGUCCAGGUGCGACCAAUCACAGUCCUGACGUCGUCGACCAUCGACCGGCUCACUAUCGGCGCCAGCGAUGUGUGCGUGCGAUAAUUGUUCAUGUAGUUCAAUAGGAAGCGCGCAGUGAGUGUGUGAGUUUUAUCAGCGGCUGACGGACGCUGCCCGUGCGCAGAUUGCUGGCUCGUGUAGGUGUUCCCGUCCGUUCCACCUCAUUGAUAGCUGAUAGUAAUAUUGCUGCCCUCAGAGCGCUCAUUGUGUUGUCAAUAUAGAGUUCAAGAAACGCUACUAAUUCAAGUAAAUUCAGUUAAAAAGCAUCGCUUAUCAAUAAAAAUAUAAAAGUGGGUCCCCUGGCGGGUAGUGGGCCUGAGGUUAAGCCUGAGGAGGAGGAGGAGCGGGGCGGGUCCCCGCUGGGCCCCGGCGGGCCGUUUAGCUGCAGCCAGUGCCGCGGCGCGUACCCCACGAGGGACCAGCUCGAGAAGCACGAGACGCUGCACUCGCCGAGCACUCAGACCUGCAAGAUCUGCCACAAGAGUUUCGCUAACGUGUAUCGGCUCCAACGGCACAUGCUGAGUCACGACGAAAGCGCCAAUCUACGGAAGUUCAAGUGCAAUGACUGUGACAAGGCCUUUAAGUUCAAGCAUCAUCUCAAAGAACACUUGAGGAUCCACAGCGGAGAGAAACCUUUCGAAUGCGCCAAUUGCGGAAAAAAGUUUUCUCAUUCCGGCUCUUACUCUUCCCACAUGACGUCUAAGAAAUGCCUAGUCAUGAAUUUAAAAAUGGGAAGAAUUAAACCGAAUAACCCCGCACUGAAUCCUGACCGAAGCCCGUCGAGAAAACGUGCGAAUGCGAUGGUCGCGUCUCAAUUAAAACAUAACAUGGUACCAAACGGGUUCUUGCCAAUAUUGCCAAAGUACAACGAAGCAUUUUUUGCAUCGAUGUCUUCACAGGAUCCAAAUUAUCACAGACCGCCUCUAGCUCAACCAGGAUUAAAUCCCUUCUACAUGCCACCCGGAAUACCGAUGAGCCCCGAGUCAGGAAUCACUCCCUACAGUUUUCCUGCGUCUUUAAGCCAAUUGUUCCAACAACUAGCUACGCAGCAGUAUCAACAACGAAAAAUAGAGAGUCCUGAUCCAAAGCACAGGAGUCACUCUGCACAGAACGUAGAAGAUCUCAUAGAAGAAAUUCCCGAAGAAGAUGAUAAACAUUCUGAAGGCAGCGCAGAACUUGUUAUGGAUAUUGAAGAAGAUGAAGCUGUUGCUGUAAAAAAGGAACACGAAAAUGAAGAUCAUGAUCUAAGAAUACCAUUUCGCAAGUAUGACUCGGUCCCAUCAAAUAACAACGGCCCUUCAAUUGACAAUAAUAAUGGAUAUAAUUUAAUAUUAGAUUCGGUUAAUAAAAAUUAUUUUAGAGCUAAUAUGGAAACAUUAUCACCUAUUUCUGGCAAUGUUUGUCCAAGCAUAGACUCACCCCCGACACGACACAUUGUCGUCAAAAAUGAACCUAACGACAUUCAGAAUUGUAGUAAAUGUAACUUGACAUUUGAAAACAAGAAUGAUUUAAUAGAGCAUGAGAAGUUACUGUGUGGAAACGUUUUUCGAAAACAUGAGGGGUUGGCUGCGCAAGUUGCCGAAACCGUAGCGUUAAAUAGGUUAGAAGCAGAAAUUAGAACAUCGAUGCAGAGUGGUAUUAGCGCUAGCGAAGACGAAGAGUUUGGUAAGGACGACCGCGAUGAUAAGUCUGUUCAUGAUAAUGACAGGAAAAUAAGAGUAAGGACGGCAUUAAAUGAGGAACAACAGAUAAUUCUGAGAGCACACUAUGCGUUUAAUAAGCGUCCAAACAGAGAUCAGUGUAAGAAAAUUGCUCACAAAAUAGGUCUGGACAAUAGAGUUGUGCAAGUAUGGUUUCAAAAUUUUCGAGCGAGAGAAAGGCGAAUGAGUUUAACAGCCACUCCUUCAGAUCAACCCCUUGAUUUGUCAACCAGAAAAUCAAAUAUAUCCGUCACUUCUAGUCCGUCACCGUCCCCUCCGUGUAGUAUUUCGGUAACACAUUCGGACUCCGAAGAAGCGGUUAAUUUGAGCCAAAAAUCUUCCAGGAGUACAACACCAUACCGCACCGCUUACGUUAACCCUUACCCACAUUCCAAUUGCUCAUCCUCCUCUCACACCGACUUCAGAUUGUCACCGUCUCCGGGAGAAACUAUUACUGCCCAAAAACGAUCUUUGCAAAAAGUGGCAGUAAAUCCUUUAAUACCAAUGGAUAAACUUCUCCAGUACAACGAUAUCGCUAAUGGCCGACCGUCCAUGUUGAACAUGCAUAUAAUGACAGACCAUCGACAGAGUGCAAGCCCCUCCUACGAACGUUCCACUUGGACUGAAGAGAUCCAAGCCCAUCAUGACUUUGAUGAUGAAUCCAAUAUACUUAAGAAAAGCAAGUUAAAGGGAAAUGAUAUCAAAGAAGGAGAGGGACAGUUUGUCUGUGAUCAGUGUGACAAGACCUUUGUCAAGCAAAGUUCAUUAGCUCGACACAAAUAUGAACACUCAGGUCAGCGGCCAUAUAAAUGCGCCGAGUGCCCGAAAGCAUUCAAGCACAAGCACCAUUUGACGGAGCACAAGAGGCUGCACACCGGGGAGAAGCCGUUUCAGUGCUGCAAGUGCCUCAAAAAGUUCUCCCACUCCGGCUCCUACAGUCAGCACAUGAACCAUCGGUUCGCCAUUUGCAAGCCAUAUCGAGACUAAUCAAAACAUGCGUUUAGAGAUUCGAGCUAGAGCCUCGAUAAGAUGCCGGCGGCUUUAUAUCAUACACAUUCCGUGCAUGAAUCCAUCAAAGAUGAUCACACUUAACGGUGUCAACACAUGAGGUGCCAAAGGACAAACCAAAGAUAAUGUAAACAAGUGCCAUAGAUUUAGAAUCAAAGUUGACUUACCAGAAUAGUUCUACCUAUUAUAUUUUAGUUUGCAGAUAUAUUAAUUAGGUGAUAAUAUUGUAAAUACGUAUUUGCUCAAUGCCAUAUGGUUUUUUUUUAAACGUAACGAACGUGCCAAAAUCGUGCCAGAAUACCGAAUCGAGUAUCGAAUACUGAUUUUAAACUGGUACCUUCAUCAUAAUACUCCGACUUGGUAAAUGUAAAUGUUUAGUAUUCGACGUGUAAGAUAUUUUGUUGUAUAUGAUAUCUUUUUACUUAAUUACAGACAAACUAACAGUGCUCGAUGUCCAUUUGGAAUAGUCAACGUAAAAUUAUUUGUAAAUUAUUAUUAAUAUUGCUUUAAGUGAAUAUGAACGUCUCGGUAGUUUUAAAUUAGCUAAGCCUAAAGCAUUCCAGCAGAGAAACUUGGAUGGGAUCCCUACCGUGUUUCUGUUCCUUCCUUUUCAUAAAUAUGCUAGGACUAUGACAAAAUAGAUUAAAACAAAUGUUUGUAGCUGAAGGCUUUCAUGUAAAUAGUGUUCUGCUUAACCUAUACCUUCACUUAGCUAGAAGUGUGACGUAACAUAGCGCACGAAUACAAUGAAUGUUAUGACAAUAAAUAAUGAACAACCAUUUAUUGGAUGCAAUAAGUAAUAAAUGCUUAAUAGUUAAGGUCUGCUUAAACCACUAUGGGUAGGAAAUCUAUGUAUAAAUCGUUGAUAGCUUAAUUUUAGGUACAAGAAUAAUAAGGUAUUUAUUAUGUUGAAUGAAUAUGAAACAUUUUUUUUCGAAAAAUACUUUUCACAACCACAAAUUGCAGAAGGUACUUUCAAAAUUUCUAAUCUUGAUUUGGUUUUAAAAUGUCCGUUACCCAAACAAUAACACAAAGUUCCUAAGCUUAUUUUAGGAUAAUGACUAGAUUAUAAGGAGUAAUUACUUAUGUAAGUCAACUUCGCAUUGUGAAAGGUUUCCAUGCAACGAAUUAUUGUAAUUUUUACAAGCGCUAUAACUUGUAUUUUAUCAUUAAAAUAAAGAUUUUCAGCCAUCUGUAACAUUCAACAGCGAUACCGAAUUCAAAACUAAGAUUUAGAAUCUCGCAACUAGCGUGUCGCUGAUGUCACAAUCUUAUCAGUGCUGGGAGUAUUGAGAGUUACAGAGUACCCGUUCAGUAAUAAAGAACUCGAUUCGCCACCGCAGCCGAUCCCGCAAGAAAAAAACACCUAAUAGGCGUGACUGAAUAUUGCAUUUUAAAUUACGUAGAUAUUAUACAUUGUUCUUAUUUAAUAAUAUAUUAACUAUUAUUUGAUUAUUUAUCGUGAUAAUUAUCGUAACGCCUCACAGCAAACGUUUUAGAAUAGAUGGUAGAUAUACUUAUUUGAGGUUAUGUGUAUAAUGCUAUGCGAAACCGAUAUGGUGGGCUAGAGAAACCAAAGAUUAAUUAACUCGAAUAAGGCGCGGGCAUCUGUACAUAAAACCGUCGUCGUUAGAUGUAGAUUAGCAAACGACUAAUAGGUACCUUUAAUAACUAGACGUUAAUUAAGAGAAUAUUUUUAUUUUUAUUGUGAAACAUUCGUGCAUUAUGUAUAAGUAAAAGUUAAUAUGUACCUAUAUUCGUUGAAAUAUAAUAUUGCAGAUGAGUACUUAUUUCUUUUAUAUAGAAUAAGAAAUAAUGUUAUAACGGGAAUUCCUGUAUCGUAUAUGCCUAUUGUGUUUGUUGAGAAGGGCAUCGCGGAGCACCUGUUACACCGAGCUAUGUCGAAAUUGUUAAACUUACCCAUAGAUUAACAAGUGUUAAAAUAUUGCUGAUAUAAAUUAUAGUGUAAAAUUCAUUUUACUUGAUAUUAUUACAAUGUAUAUUGAAUUUAUGAAUAUUAAAAAUAUAAUGAUAUAUUAAUAUAUAUUGACGAUUCA
Molecule: messenger RNA, 4890 nt
Organism: Pieris brassicae (large cabbage white)
Lineage: Eukaryota; Metazoa; Arthropoda; Insecta; Lepidoptera; Pieridae
Gene: zfh1
Product: zinc finger E-box-binding homeobox protein zag-1
Exons: 4
Coding region: 641-2812 (723 amino acids)
Biological process (GO): regulation of transcription by RNA polymerase II; anatomical structure development
Molecular function (GO): RNA polymerase II cis-regulatory region sequence-specific DNA binding; DNA-binding transcription factor activity, RNA polymerase II-specific
Source: RefSeq, a predicted model, not a curated record